Suillus paluster is the source of this 1014-nucleotide messenger RNA. RefSeq names its product peroxiredoxin. The coding region runs from base 200 to 847 and encodes 215 amino acids. NCBI's taxonomy places the organism in Eukaryota, Fungi, Basidiomycota, Agaricomycetes, Boletales, Suillaceae. Gene Ontology annotation, biological process: cellular response to stress; response to oxidative stress; hydrogen peroxide catabolic process. The transcript has 7 exons. Gene Ontology annotation, cellular component: cytosol. Gene Ontology annotation, molecular function: thioredoxin peroxidase activity. The record is from RefSeq and is a predicted model, not a curated record.
UAGGCCUGUGACUGUCGAGAUCCCUCCACCUUACUAGGAUCAAACAUUCCUCCGUCUAUGAAAGACUUACAAUAAAUAUUUUCCCCGAGUAGCAUCCAAAUACACGCACAUAACGCGUUGGUUAAUUAAAUUUAAAAUCUGCAUCAACACUUCGAUAUUCGCCUUUUUCCUACCUUCGCAACCCAGUUCCAUUGUCAAGAUGCCCGUCUUCGUUCAGCGUCCCGCGCCAGCCUUCACAGCUACCGCAGUCAUUGAGGGUGAAUUCAAGGACAUUUCCCUGUCUGAGUUCUUGGGCCAAUGGGUGAUUCUUUUCUUCUACCCAAUGGAUUUUACGUUCGUUUGUCCAACUGAGAUUUUGGCUUUCAAUGAUGCGCUUCCUCAAUUCGAAGCGCUGAAUGGACGCGUUCUCGGUGUUUCCACGGAUUCCCAGUACUCCCACUUUGCAUGGGCGCAGCAACCGAGGAAGCAGGGUGGCAUUGGGCCCGACCUCAAGCUUCCUUUGAUUGCGGAUAGGAACAUGAAAAUAUCCAAGGAUUAUGGUGUCCUCAUCGAGGAAGAAGGCAUUGCACUGCGCGGUCUGUUCAUUAUUGACCCCAAGGGUAUCGUCAGGCAAAUCACCAUUAAUGAUCUGCCCGUCGGUCGAUCCGUGGACGAAACCAUCCGUCUUCUUAAGGCCUUCCAAUUUGUGGAGGAACAUGGAGAGGUCUGCCCUCUGGGUUGGACUGAGGGUGCUAAAACCAUCAAGCCGGAUCCCAAAGGAUCUUUGGACUACUUCUCGACGGUGGAUGCUGCGGCAACCAACGGUCAUACGAACGGGAGUGCCAAGAAACGUCCUCGCACAGAUUAAUAAUUUACAAUGGUGUGUAUGACAGCUAGAUCAUGGCAGACGCCUCUUGUGUCGCUAGAACACCAAGGUAGACAAUUGAUAUCCAGUCAUUUAAUUCCCCCGUACAUAUUACUUGCAUAUCUAUAUAUACCUUAUGUUACAUCCCGGAUGAAAACGUCGACUUCCAA